This is a messenger RNA of Phytophthora infestans T30-4, 975 nucleotides long. RefSeq names its product flagellar radial spoke protein, putative. Gene Ontology annotation, cellular component: cilium. The transcript has 3 exons. The record is from RefSeq and is a predicted model, not a curated record. Lineage: Eukaryota; Oomycota; Peronosporomycetes; Peronosporales; Peronosporaceae. Bases 1 to 975 code for a protein of 324 amino acids.
AUGCAGCCCGGCGGCUACAAAUUCUCGUCUGCACCGCGCUCUGUCGCUACAAAGCGCAGCAAGGGUUCCGUGAUCCCGUUCGAUAACGCAAAUGGCAGUACAGAGCGCGCGCAGAACAUAAUGUUCGACAAACGCGUGCAUCGCGGUAGUGCCUACGUGUUGCGGGAGGAGACACCAGAAAGUCCAGGACGAGGAGGUGGGGACCCCCGCAAAUUGUAUAAAGCCGCCACUCGGGCAGCACGCUACCCACAACAACAGCAACAAUAUCAGCAGCAGCGGUCAGUCACACCUCCGCCGGUCAGUAACAGAUUUCACAUGGAUGUGCAGACAGACAAUUACCUGGAGGAGCUCGCUGACAAAAUCCCGGAGGUAGACAUGGACACGCAAACUGAUGCGCUUCUGGAUCUACACCCGCCCAUAACCGUCAUGCCGACACCCUCGGGGGUAGAUGUAGCCACACAGAUUGGGAGCGGUGACCUGUUCGACUUUGACCUUGAGGUUGAACCAAUCGUGGAGGUUCUAGUAGGCAAAGUCCUGGAGCUCGGGGUGCUGGAGUUUUUGGAAGAGAAUGAGCUGCGAGAGAUCCGCCAGCGCCAGAAGCUAUUCGAGCAAGCCCGUAACGCUGAGCUGGCCGAGGUGCAGCGUCUCGAAGCAGAAGCAAAGCGCCGUUUCGCAGAGAAGCAGCAUCGCCUGGAUGAAGAGGCUACACGUCUCGCAGCAGAGGCAGAGUUGAAAGAGAAAGUGGCAGCUCGUGCGUCUGCUAAGCAGUAUUUGGCUACUCUCCAUGUUCAAGUAUUCGACACGCUCGUGGAGAGUGGUCACUUCUUGGACCCACUAUUAAAAGACGUAAAGCACAAUUUCGUACCAGGGUUGCUUGAAGGCGCUGCUGCUCACGCGCAUCAGCUCGAUGCUGGCCGGAAAAUGCUAGAUGCCAUCCUAGUUGAUGCUCUUCGCUCGCCAGCCGCAGGUGGAUAG